ACAUGAAUCCUAUGUUAGAAGAGGAUGAAGAGUACGAUUAUGACGAUAGAUAUAAUAGGCCAUUAUUAAGAAAACUCAGUGCGGAUAAAAAAAGAGAUAAAUCUACAGUGAUUGAUUUUUCGAAUAAUGAGCUAGAUGAUACUUCUAUUCAAAGGGUCUAUCUAGAAGAAGAGGAUCUUAAUCUUCUUUUAGUGGGCUACAAAUUUAACCGAUACCGUCUUUAUGCGUAUUAUAUUUUGUGCGGUUUGACUGGAGGAAUUUUUUAUCUCAUUUGUCGAUGGAUACCGAAAUUAUGGGUUUGGUCAGUGGGCAACGUUUGUGAGCUAGGAAAAGCAGAAUGGUUGGUUGUGAAGAAUCAAUGGGGAGAUACAUCAAUCGAAUAUGUAAUACGUAAAUAUUACGGUGGAACUAUAUCUUCAGUCUUCCCUGUUGAUCAUCCUGAAGACAAUAACGUUUCGAGGCUUGCCUCUUACCGAACAGAUGACAUUUUGCAUAAUUUACACUUUUUUGACCAUCGUUAUGUCCGAUUCAUUUACAACCCUAUAUUAGGAAAAUUCGUACAGAAUAAUUUUUGGAAAGAUCCUGCAUGGGUGUCCGUUAAAAUGCUAAAAAAGGGAAUUAAUCGUGAGACUCAUAAUGAACGCGAAAUUAUCUUUGGCCAGAAUUUGAUUGAUGUUCAAGAAAAGUCUACAGCCCAACUUUUAAUUGAAGAGGCCUUGCACCCGUUUUAUAUAUUUCAAAUCUUUUCAAUAGUGCUUUGGUGUCUUGACGAGUAUUACUACUAUGCUGCAUGGAGAUACGUCUCAUCAGAGGAUUUAGUGCCCGGAGACGUAUUUGAAAUAUCUGACAGAAAUUUACACAUUUUCCCGUGUGAUGCCGUUUUAUUGUCAGGUGAUUGCAUUGUAAAUGAAAGCAUGCUCACCGGAGAAUCUAUCCCUGUAUCUAAAUUGCCUAUCGAUGAUACAUCUUUGCAUAUAUUGGAUUUAACUACCACCAAUGUUCGACCGGAAGUGGCAAAACACUUUUUAUUUUCCGGAACGAAAAUUGUGCGAGUACGUAGAGCUAAGAAUGGCAUUACUUCAUCUAGUGCAGAUGCCGGCAACACAUCUGAUGAUGACGGAGCUUUAGCAAUGGUCGUACGCACAGGAUUUAAUACAACUAAAGGCUCCUUGGUUAGAUCGAUGCUGUUUCCAAAGCCACAUAAAUUUAAAUUUUAUCGUGACUCAUUCCGUUUCAUCGGUGUUUUGGCCAUAAUUGCUAUAAUUGGUUUUUUGAUUAGUACCUAUAAUUUCAUUAGAUUAGGGGUAAAUGCUGUUAUAAUACUUUUGCGUGCGUUAGAUUUAAUUACUAUUGUGGUUCCUCCUGCAUUACCCGCAACAAUGACUAUUGGCACAAACUUCGCUAUUGGAAGAUUAAAAAAAGCGGAAAUAUUUUGUAUUAGCCCAACAAGGGUUAAUGUUGGAGGAAAGCUGAAUGCAAUGUGUUUUGAUAAAACUGGCACGCUCACAGAGGAUGGUCUAGACGUUUUGGGAGUUCGUUUUAUCAAUCAGACAUCACACAGGUUCUCGGAGCUUCACACUACAGUCGACACACUUUCUAAAGGUGAUAGCGACAUAAAUGACUAUUCUAUUCCACCAAUUUUAUGCGCUAUGACUACAUGCCAUUCCCUUAAAUUAGUAAAUGGUGAACUAAUUGGCGAUCCACUUGAUUUAAAAAUGUUUGAUUUCACAAAAUGGAUACUUGAAGAAAGUGGGCAAGGAGUUUCAUCCGGAACAUUAGACUUAUCAGCUAGUUCAGCGUUCUCCGGGAGACCAAGUAGUCCAACAAAUGGAACUGGUGGCAUAGUACCGACAGUGGUUAGACCGCCUAAUAGCAGACAAUUUGAUUUGGCAGAAGUACUUAGUGCUGAUGGAAAAAACGGUGACGGGAAGUCCACACCAUUUAUAGAGCUCGGAAUAAUUAGAACCUUCGAAUUUGUUUCAUCGUUACGACGUAUGAGCGUGCUCGUAAAGCGCCUGCGAAAUCAAACAAUUGAAGUUUAUGUUAAAGGAGCACCAGAAGUAAUGCGCGAUAUUUGUAGAGCCGAAUCCUUUCCGGAGGACUAUGAUGAAUUAUUACAUUAUUACACUCAUAAUGGCUUUCGUGUAAUUGCAUGCGCUUCAAGGAGCUUUACUGAUCUCAGUUGGAUGAAGGCUCAGAAGAUCAAAAGAGAACAGGUAGAACAAGAUCUAGAGUUUAUAGGCUUUAUAAUAUUUGAGAAUAAAUUGAAGCCUGGUACAGCCUCAGUUGUUGAAACUCUCAAGAGAGCUAAAAUACGACAGAUAAUGUGUACUGGCGAUAAUGUUUUAACCGCAAUAAGUGUUUCCCGUGAAUGUGGAUUAGUUAAUAAGGCCUCAAAAGUUUAUGUACCGAGAUUCGCUCAAGGAUCGUCUCUAAGCUCGCGAGCAUCCAUUUUAUGGGAGAGUUUGGAUAACCCGAAAGAUUCAUUGGAUUCAACAACACUAAAGCAGAUUAUUUCUGUAUCACAUGAUUUUCCUAGCGAAUAUCCGUUUAUCGGUCCCUAUGAAUAUGACCUUGCAGUGACUGGUGAUGUUUUCCGUUGGAUUAUGGAUUAUGGAGAUGAAAUGACGCUAUUUCGGAUGCUUGUCAAAGGUCAAAUUUUUGCCCGUAUGUCGCCAGACGAGAAACACGAAUUAGUAGAAAAACUUCAAGAAAUUGGAUACUGUGUUGGUUUUUGUGGUGAUGGUGCCAAUGAUUGCGGUGCACUUAAAGCAGCUGAUGUUGGGCUGUCACUUUCUGAUGCUGAAGCUUCUGUUGCAGCUCCAUUUACGAGUCGCAAUAUGGAUAUCGGAUGUGUUAUCGAAGUUAUCAAUGGGUCGCACGGAACCAUUCCCACGCAUACACCCAAAACGCCCAACUGCAAGCCUGGUUUCCAAGAAGGUGCUAACGUCGGUGAUUGGACAGAUUAUAAUCCAAUCAGGAAUUCAAUUUUUAGUUCUCAUAAUUAUACACAAUCAAUCAUGAGUCUUCAAUCUAAUUGUUUCGAUGUAAUAGUUCCAUUUAUAAUCACAACGGCUUUUUUUACUCUCCUCACUGCAGUAAUCCUUAUAUCACCUUCAAGUGGUUUCAUAAACCUUCUAGAGCUUGAGACCAUUGAUUACACCUUUCGAUGGUAUCUAUUAGCUAUUGUAAUAGCCGACUUUUUUAUUUCAUUAUUUAUGGAGAAAUACGCUUUCGAUGUCAUUUCGCGAUGGAUAGGUACUGGUAGUGCCAGGUCUGACAAAAAAAUGUUUAAAAAAAUAUUAGCCGAAAUGGACACUAAAGAGCUGUAA
Dentiscutata erythropus is the source of this 3332-nucleotide messenger RNA. Lineage: Eukaryota; Fungi; Glomeromycota; Glomeromycetes; Diversisporales; Gigasporaceae. The record is from the annotation of a GenBank genome assembly.